Messenger RNA from Solea solea (common sole), 1649 nucleotides. RefSeq names its product dynactin 3 (p22) (gene dctn3). The transcript is spliced from 7 exons. Gene Ontology annotation, cellular component: dynactin complex. The record is from RefSeq and is a predicted model, not a curated record. NCBI's taxonomy places the organism in Eukaryota, Metazoa, Chordata, Actinopteri, Pleuronectiformes, Soleidae. The coding region runs from base 73 to 624 and encodes 183 amino acids. Gene Ontology annotation, biological process: cytoskeleton-dependent cytokinesis.
UAGGAUAGGAAAUCGGGCACAUCAUCAUCAGGGAGGCUGUUCAUCGUUUGUUGAAGUUCUUGCAGAGUGAAAAUGGAUAAAAACCUGGAGAUAGAUAACCUGGAAAUGCGUCUACAAGCGCUGGAGAGUCGCAUAUACGGGGAAAGAAGGAAUAAAAGUGGGAAAGCCGUCAAGUGUUCAGAUUCUAUGGCGCGCAUUCAGGCAGGUCUGACCAACAUGGCCAACAAAAGAGAACGAGUGAAGAUCCUGCAAAAAAAGAUUGAGGACCUACUGAAAUACCUGGAUCCCCAGUUCACUGACCACAUCGCUGUACCCGACGCCAUGAAACUGGAGUUCAUCCUUGCUGAGGAGGAGUGUUUGCUUUCCCAGGCUGCUUUGCUGGAGCAGGUCAGCACCCUGCAGCCACUGUUAGACAGUAACUACAUUAGAGAUGUACCAGAACAUGCCACCAAGUUGCAGCGUCUGUCACAGCUUCACAUCAAACAACAGGACCAAACAGAGAAUCAGUCCCUGGAAGUGAAGAAGCUUUUUGAGGAAUACAACAAAAUGAUGUUCCUGUUGUCCAAGCAGUUCACCCAAUGGGACGAGACCCUAAGGCAGAUGGAGGAGGUUAAAGGCAUCUGACCUGUGGAGUAGUUUCAGUGAACACUCACAAACACACUUGAGAUGAAGAUGUUGACAGUGAUGAAGUCUGCACAGUGACCGGAGCUUUAUUAGACCAGUGUUUCUACCAUAACUGGUCAGACCAAGAGACAAAAGGAAUCUGUUUAGAUUACCAGCCACAUUGUUUAAAAUCCGAUUCACAUUGACAGUUCACAUUCUUAACUACAAGUGUCUUCCAUCUAAACGCAGUCCUCUCAAACGGCAGGCGUUUAAAUGAGUCAUCAACAACAAAAGAAAACAUGAGGUGCAAGAUAAGAUCAACCUUUAUUGCUGCCCCAUACGGGGGAAUUUAGAAAAGGAGCUACAGGCAAAAGCCACGUCAUUCUGAUUUGACCAUUCUCAUUCAUGUCGCACAGCUGCAUUUCAGAUAUUUAUCGGAUUUUUUACCACAAACGGAGAACUGAGACAUGGCUCUGACUGUGGCAAUCAGAUUUCUGUGUCCACACAGAUCUGAACAAUCCAGGUCUUAGUCAUCGGAUGAGUCACGUCAGCCUGGUAAUCUGGAGGUAGUCUUUAUUUUGGUCCGAUGUGGUUUACCGUCAUGACCAGAAGCCCUCAUGUAUUGCAUACAAAUACGCACAGUGUAAAUGGCACUUGAUCAGUUUGGCUUUUUUUUGUCCUGCAGCAAUGUGAGAAUGGCUUAGAAGCUACAGCCGGAGAAUACAAACAUGCAGACUUCAGAACUAUCUGUGCACUAUUCCAAACGACGCAAGUUUGUUAGGUUUGCAGAGACAAACAUAAGUGGUCCUGUAACAAGUAGUAGUAAUACAUUGAUAAAGGAACUUGGUCUGAAGUGUCACCUGUUGCUCAGAAAGCUCACAGAUGCUGCUGUUAUUUAUUUUCAGACACUUUUUUUAUGUAUGUAUAUUGACUUUAAGUAAUUCAUUCCAACAGCUCUUCUGGUCCUGGCGUCACGUACAAAAUAUGAAAAUUCUAACACAUUUACCAUGACUGCAGUGGAUACAAUAAAUCUUAUUUGACUUGUU